CGGAGAGAGCCGAGGUGCCGGCGGCGGGGAGUCGAGUGUGGAGGUGAGCGCCCCUCGGUGGCAGGGACCUCUGCCCCCUGCCGCCUCCCUCUUGGGGCUGUUUCCAAUCCUCGUUCCCGUCCAGGGCCCCAACCCCAGCGCCGUGCGAGAGAGGAGAGGAUCCCUUGGCAGAGUUUCUAAGCACUCAAGGUGCAAAGUUGCAAGUGGAGGACUAGAUGAUCAGACUCUGCAAUUCGAAUCACCUGGAAAGAUGAACAACUCUGAUGCCAAGACCAACCUCAGGCCAACUAAAUUGGCCUCUCUUGGAUAGGACCCAGGCACUGUGAUUCCAUGUGUGGCCAAGUUCCAGAACCAUCGGGUCAUGGCAGGUCACCUCGACCUCCUCGUAGGAGUGGUGCUCAUGGCCAGCCCCGGGUUUGGAAUUUCUUCCUGCUCCUUGGAUGCUCGGGUGGCUCUCUAUCGUUUCUGCAACCUCACCCAGAUCCCCCGGGUCCUCAACACCACGGAGCGUCUCCUGCUGAGCUUCAACUACAUCAGGACGGUCACUACCACGUCAUUCCCCUUUCUGGAGCAGCUGCAGCUGCUAGAGCUGGGGACCCAGUUCACCCCCUUGACAAUUGACAGAGAAGCCUUCCGGAACCUGCCCAAUCUGAGGAUCUUGGACCUGGGCCAGAGUCAGGUCAGCUUCCUGCACCCAGACGCCUUCCAGGGACUCCUGCACCUGCUGGAGCUUCGGUUGUUUGCCUGCGGUCUCUCGGAUGCCAUCUUGCGAGAUGGCUAUUUCAGAAAUUUGAAUUCUUUAUCUCGCCUGGACCUCUCCUUCAAUAAGAUCCACAGCCUUUCCCUUCACCCCUCCUUCGGGGAGCUGAGUUCCUUGCAGUCUGUAGACUUCUCCCACAACCAAGUGCCAGCCGUGUGUGAGAGUGAGCUCAGGCCUCUCCAAGGGAAGCAGCUCGCCUUCUUCGGCCUCGCGGAUAAUAACCUGUACAGCAGGGUCGCUGUGGACUGGGAGGCGUGUGGGAAUCCCUUCAGGAACAUGGUGCUGGAGACCCUGGACGUUUCCAGCAACGGCUGGAACGUGGACAUCACGGGAAACUUCAGCCGUGCCAUCAGUGGGAGCCAGACUACCUCUCUGAUUCUCGCCCACCACAUUAUGGGUUCUGGAUUUGGCUUCAACAACCUCAAGGAUCCCACCCAGGACACGUUUGCUGAGCUGGCCAGAAGCUCGGUGCUGCACCUGGAUCUGUCCCAUGGGUUUAUCUUCUCCCUGAACCGCAGACUCUUUGAGACCCUCAAAGCCUUGAAGUUUCUGAACCUCGCCCACAACAAGAUAAACAAGAUUGCCAACGAGGCAUUCUAUGGACUCGACAAACUCCAGAUUCUCAAUAUGUCACAUAACCUUUUGGGAGAGCUUUAUGAUUCUGAUUUUUAUGGACUACCUGAGCUCACCUAUGUUGAUCUUCAAAAGAAUCACAUUGGGAUCAUUCAGGCCCAAACCUUCAGAUUCCUGGAAAAAUUAAAUACGUUGGAUCUCCGGGAUAAUGCUCUGAAAACCAUUUCUUCUAUCCCGAGCAUACCCACCAUCCUUUUGGGGAACAAUAAGCUGGUGUCUUUGCCAGACAUCCACCUUACAGCCAAAUUCAUCCAGCUGUCAGAGAACAGGCUAGAACACCUGGAUGACCUCUACUUCCUCCUCCGGGUACCGCAACUCCAGAUUCUCAUCUUGAAUCAGAACCGCCUUUCCUCCUGUCAACAAAGCCACACCCCUUCAGAGAAUCUCAGCUUGGAACAACUUUUCCUGGAAGGAAAUAUGUUGCAGCUCGCCUGGGAAUCCGGCCUGUGUUGGGACGUUUUCCACGGGCUUUCUCGUCUGCAAAUCCUGUUUUUGAAUAACAACUACCUUAAUUUCCUUCCACCUGGAGUGUUUAGCCACCUGACUGCAUUAAGGAGCCUCAAUCUCAAGUCUAACAGGCUGACAGCUCUCGCGCCGGGCAGUUUCCCUGCCAGUUUAGAGAUUCUGGAUGUAUCCAGGAACCAGCUCCUCUCUCCCGAUCCGCAUUUAUUUGCCUCACUGAGCGUCUUGGACAUAACCCAUAACAAGUUCAUCUGUGUGUGUGAACUUAACAUGUUUAUCAGUUGGCUUAACAAAACCAACGUCACUAUAUUUGGAUCUCCCGAAGACCUCUACUGCAUGUAUCCCGACUCAUUCUUUGGGGUUUCGCUCUACUCUGUUUCCACGGAGGGCUGUGAUGAAGAGGAAAUGUUGAAGUCCUUGAGGUUUUCCCUGUUCGUCGUGUGGACUGUCGCUCUGACGCUGUUCCUCGCGGCCACCCUCGGAGUCACACAGUUCCGGGGGCUUUGCUUCCAGUGUUACCAGGCUGCCCAGAGGCUGGUGUUUGAGGACCAUCCCCAGGGAACAGAACCCGAUACAUACAAGUAUGACGCCUACCUGUGCUUCAGCGGCAAAGACUUUGAGUGGGUGCAGAAUGCUUUGCUCAGACACCUGGACAGGCAGUACAGUGACCAAAAUAGAUUCAACCUCUGCUUUGAAGAAAGAGACUUUGUCCCAGGGGAAAACCACAUAGCCAACAUCCAGGCUGCCGUGUGGAGCAGCAGAAAGAUCAUCUGUGUGGUGAGCAGACACUUCCUGCGCGAUGGCUGGUGCCUGGAAGCCUUCAGUUAUGCCCAGAGCAGGUGUUUCUCUGACAUCAGCAGCGCGCUCAUCAUGGUGGUGGUCGGGUCCCUGACCCAGUACCAGUUGAUGAAGCAUCAGUGCCUCCGAGGAUUCGUCCAGAAGCAGCAGUACUUGAAGUGGCCCGAGGAUCUCCAGGAUGUUGGCUGGUUUCUCAGCAAGCUCUCUCAACACAUAGUAAAGAAAGAAAAAGAAAAGAAGAAAGACGAAAACAUUGUGUUGCAAACGGUGGCCACCAUCUCCUAGUCCAAGGAGCAGUGUGCAAUUUCUCUGAAGCUGCAAAUAGCUCUUCGUGUUGUCUGUGCACCGGUACCACUGCAGGGCCCCUUCUUGGAGUCGCUUUCCUACUGUGAAAACAACAGAAAUCUCUUGAUGUUCGUGUCAACAGGAUGAUUUGUCUCACUGACCUCCAAAUGGAAAAUAAGAGAUCUAGAAAAUUAGAACUGCCCCUCGAGGUGCCCCCGUCCACUGAUUUCCUUUCAGACCCAAUAAUUCUGUUCUCCCCUGAUGUAUCGACUGCAGAAUGCGCCCUCGCCAGGAAAGGGCACCUUGGGAGAAGUUACAGGUGUCUGGCACCCGCGCUCUGGCAUUCAACCAAGAAGGGGAGGCUCAAUGACUGAGUUUUCUGUGCUCUGCAAAAACAAUGCUAAGUAGAAGACAAAAGAAGAUGAACAGCAGGUGCAGGCCACCCCCUCUCCUAAAGAUUAGUGGUGGCCUCCAAGAAACUGGGAUAGGAAUGCCUGCCUCUCUUGUGGCCGUACUGUACUUCCUGUCCACAUCUUCAGCUCCUCUGGGUCCAACGCUGUGGGCCCCCAGCAUUCUUUUGCACACUACCUUUCUUUCAUCCCGGCAUUCAAGACUUCGCAUGACUGAGCACCAACCUACUUUUUGGACCUUAUUUCCCACCACACCUCACUUAUCGGGUCCCCAGGCUAUUAUGGAAAGAACGUGGACUUUGCGCACGGAUCUGGAUUGAGUUCUGGUUCUGCUGCUUUUUAGCUGUGUGCCAUGUUACACCCUUGCUGUGUGCCUCAGUUUUCUCACCUGCAGGCAUAAUAACAUCCACCUACCAGAGUUGCUGUGACAAUGAGAUUGUCAAAGGAUGUUAGAGCUUCUUGGGUCUUUUCAAUGAUUACCCUAAUGGCCACAAGAGAGUGAGGAGCCUGGGAGGCCAUCUGGGGACUGUUGCAAUUUCUUUGAAG
Molecule: messenger RNA, 3894 nt
Organism: Lepus europaeus (European hare)
Lineage: Eukaryota; Metazoa; Chordata; Mammalia; Lagomorpha; Leporidae
Gene: TLR5
Product: toll like receptor 5
Exons: 3
Coding region: 362-2938 (858 amino acids)
Biological process (GO): immune response; toll-like receptor signaling pathway; inflammatory response
Cellular component (GO): membrane
Molecular function (GO): transmembrane signaling receptor activity; protein binding
Source: RefSeq, a predicted model, not a curated record